GAAAGGGGUGGGACCGGGAGCGGGACAACCUUUUACAGUUGGGACUUUGGGUAUUGAUAUUUAGAUCAGUUGUGCUGUGAGAUAUAGCCUAAAUAUUCAUAUCAUCUAGCACGAAACGAAAGUUAAUUAAUGUGUCGAAAUGAAAAUAAAGAUCUUCACUGGUUAGGGAAUAUCAAUUGAUUACGUUUAAAACAGAUGGUGGGCUAGAAGAAUAUAUCGAUUUUCAAAUUGCUUUAAUCUAUACGCAAGCCCACAUUCCAGUUGGUGGUAGUGUUGUAUCUACUUAGCUUUUAGCUUAAUUAUUGUAUGUCGCUAGCUAUGAUCUCUCUCCCUCUCCCUCCCUCCCCUUCUCUCUUUCUGAGUAUUACACACAGAUAGGUAAUCAGUUCUAUUGAGUCCUAUAUUCAUUAGUCGAUUCGGGGUGCGGUCAAAACAAUAUUUCAUGAAUUUUGAUUUUUGUCAUCGGUGAGAAGGUUGGAUCCAUUUAUUUUAACUGGAAAUAUCUAUUUUGAUUUUAUCUGUUUCAUCUAGUGGAAACUUGAUUUCAAGAGAUUUCUUCUCUUUUAUUACUACAUAUUAUUCGUAUAGUUUAUAUAAGGUGGAAAACCAUGGAGUCCAAUUCGAUGAGGAGGCAUCGUCCGAUAUUUCUGAUUUUGAUCGUUUCCCUGCUUCCAGGUGUCCUUGGCCAAGUGAUACCCGAGGAAGCCCAUCUGGUCUCUCGUCUGCUAGAUAAUGGAUACAGCACCGUGGCUCGCCCAGUCCUCAACCAAGAGCACGCCAUCACUGUCAAGAUUGAUUUGGCUAUUGUCAACCUCCUAGAUAUGGACGAGGCGAACCAGAUCAUGACUGCAAACACUUAUAUGACCCAGGAAUGGCACGACGCUUUCCUCACCUGGGAACCAUCAAUGUUCUGGAACAUCACAGACAUCCAGAUACCCAUCGAAAAUAUUUGGAAACCCGACAUUAUUCUUCAUAAUAAUGCCAACGAUGAGCUGAACGGCGGCAUUCGGUGGACCCAUGCCUGGAUCAGAUACGAUGGGAUGGUAUCAUGGAAGACCAACUACAUUUUAAUGAGCGCCUGUCCAAUGAACCCUCUCUACUUCCCCUUCGACACUCAGAACUGUUCCCUGAAACUUGGUUCCUGGACCUACAACAGGGACGAGAUCGAUGUCAUCGUCAACGGCACAUCUGGCGACGCGACGCAGUACCAACCAAACGGUGAAUGGGACCUAAAAGAGUUCCCUGUGGUACGCCAUGUGGAGGCGCGAGAGUGCUGUCCGGGUGUGUACCCAUCGGUGACCUUCAGCGUGAUCCUCAAGCGGCGGUUUAUGUUCUACUUCUUCAACCUGGUGAUCCCUUGCGUGAUCAUCUCCUCUCUGGUGUUGCUGGGCUUUGUCCUGCCGUCUGAUGCUUGUGAGAGGAUUACAUUAACACUCACUAUUCUUCUUUCUCUCACUGUGUUUUUGUUGCUGGUAGCCGAGACCAUGCCACCUACCUCUGAAGUGGUGCCGCUCAUCUCUCAAUAUUUUGCUGCCAUCAUCGUGGCUGUCGGCCUGAUCACGUUCUUCGCCGUGGUCACCAUCAGUAUCCACCACACAGGGGACAGUCAACGAGCUCCCAGGUUCGUCCGCAAGGCCAUCCUCGGCCUUCUCGCUCGAUUCCUCUGCGUUCAGGCCAUCCCCUACGACGACGACGACGAUGACGACCCGAAACAGUCAUCCCACAAGCGCCGUGGCGAGAUCGAAGGCAGUGGGGUUCUCAAUCCCGUCUUCGAGGACGACGACGGCAAUGGUGAUCCAUUCCAGGCGUCGACGUCGACGUCCAACGGCGACCCGAUCGAGGUAUUGAUGACGAAGAUCUCGCGUGGGGUGGCCCACUUCGCCAAACUCACCUUCGAGAAUGCCGAGAGCAAGAGGACAUCGAUGGAGUGGAUGCACAUCGCCAGCGUACUCGAUCGGUUUUUCACCUAUUUCUUCGCCAUCCUUUGUCUGGCCAUAACUCUGGCCACCAUUGUCGCCGCUGCUGCACGAGCUCAAUGAACAUGGUCGAGCAUGGAUAUGAUAUUCGCCCUGAUCAUACCAGAUGUCUUGAUAAGUCAAUCGGUAAUUAAAAAUGAAGAUAAAUACGCAUACGCAAAUUACGAUGCAAUAAAAAUCACAUAGAAACAGAAUCCAUUAUAUUCGAUGGAAAAGACUCCAACCACGAAAACUGUGCAAUUCAUUUACUCCAAGAUAUAUUGCAUGUUACUUGAUUGUUUUCAUGGUAUGUUUAUUUUGUUAUGGAUUUAUCAUUAUUCCUCAUUAUUAACGUUGAUUAUUGCAAUUUUAUCAACAUUCAUUGGAAUGCUAUAUGUACGUAUCCCAUCUCUUUAAUUUGAUAUCUGCCCUUCUGCCAUUUUAAUUUUUUGGGUGAUCAAGUUAUGUUGACGAUAGCUUUUAAUUCAGGUUUUGUCGAAACGCAUGAAUCAUGACAAUAUUAUAAUGAUCAAUCUUACCAUUACUUUCAAAUCUUGCCAUAUAAUAUAAAACAUGAUAAAUCUACAUUCAGUUUGAUGUCUGUUUUAAGUUUGAUUGUAUCUUUCUUGUAAUCAGGAAAGCUGAAGUAUUUCUUUUUAAGAGACAGUAUAGGUAUGGCAGCAUAAUAUUUCUUCAUUUAUCAAGUUACAUGUGUGUACAGUAUAUGCUUAUUCAUUAAUGUGAUUACUGUAUUUCAAUAUCUUUUUUAUAAAUCAUAUAAGCAAAUCAUUUUUUUUGGGGGGGGCAGAUUAGAAUACAAAAAUAUCAUGUUUUAUUCAGUCAGUGUGUUAUCGUUACCACCAUUAAAAAAACAUUUGUGUCAUAUAUGUAUACACUACAAGCUUUUAAUUUAACAAACCUUAGCUAUUUACUGUCAAAUUAAGCCAACAGAAAAUAUAUAAACUGCUUUAUGAAAGUAUAAUACGUCGUACCCAUGCCAAAGUGUAGUAAAUAUGACAUAUACCAGAAUUAAGAUAGAUAUUAUCAUAGUAACGUGGGCCCCGUAAUGAAAAUGGUUGCGAUUUAUUGCAAUAUAUAAAACAUACUUUCUGUUUGGUUUCAGGUCAGCCUCUGAAGGAAAGUAGACGUGUAACAUUGACUGCGAAUGGUCAAUCCAAGUUUUGCAUUGUUUGAUCACUGCUUCAUUUGUCACGAAGCCCAGAUAUAAUACUCUGCGUUUUUAAUUUCCUUAUUAUUUUGUUAUUAAUUCAUGUAAUCUAUUACUAUGAGCUUGUUAACUUUUGUAACAAUUCAAGAGAGUUUAUUGUAUGAAUAUUUUCGUGAAAAAACGAGAGUUUGAGACUAUUGAGGUUAAAUGUUUAAAAGUAUUGAAAAUAGGCAAUUAAAAGAAAAUAUUUGAUUCUUCCUUCCCUUUGAAUACAAAUAAUAACUCUUCUUAACCCAGGAUACAUACUUCACCUGUUAGCUAUUCUUCCAACAGGACCUGCAUAAGAUAACGUGUUAUUUUUAUCUUUCUCCAUUCUCAAACGUCGAGCGCCUAUUCUCUCUCUCUCUCUCUUUCUUUCUUUCUUUCUUUCCUUCUUUCUGUCUUUCUUUCUUUCUGUCCUUCUUUUUUUGGUGUAUGAAGGACGUGGGUCAAAAUGUAAUGUUACACAAGAGAUCGGUGGAUAGGAUCAAUUUUUGACAUUUUAGAUCCAGUCUUGGUGUAUCAACAUUUACCUGUGUUUUCAAAAUCUGUACCUUUGGCGAUAACGAUGUUAGAUUAAAACAAAUUGAACAUAGUGUUGUUUAUUGAAUAAAAUAAUGAGCGAUUUGCGUAUCC
Molecule: messenger RNA, 3798 nt
Organism: Lytechinus variegatus (green sea urchin)
Lineage: Eukaryota; Metazoa; Echinodermata; Echinoidea; Temnopleuroida; Toxopneustidae
Product: neuronal acetylcholine receptor subunit alpha-10-like
Exons: 7
Coding region: 609-2039 (476 amino acids)
Biological process (GO): regulation of membrane potential; chemical synaptic transmission; monoatomic ion transmembrane transport
Cellular component (GO): postsynaptic membrane; synapse; neuron projection
Molecular function (GO): transmembrane signaling receptor activity; acetylcholine-gated monoatomic cation-selective channel activity
Source: RefSeq, a predicted model, not a curated record